AAGUAAAACGACGUAGUAUUCAAUAUUUUGCUCCUUUUAUUCCUCACACCACAAAUAAAAAACCCUAGUUAGGUUUGUGAUUAAGAUUGCCUCACUUCGCUGCCGUCUCCAAUCUCAGAGCUCCUGUCGUCAGUGAUCGGAAUCCAUGGCUCCAAAGAAGGACAAGGCUCCCCCACCUUCAUCAAAGCCCGCCAAGUCUGGCGGUGGCAAGCAGAAGAAGAAGAAGUGGAGCAAGGGAAAGCAAAAGGAAAAGGUGAAUAACAUGGUGCUGUUUGAUCAGGGUACCUAUGACAAGCUUCUCUCCGAGGCACCAAAAUAUAAGCUUAUUACUCCAGCCAUUCUCUCUGAUCGUCUUAGGAUUAAUGGAUCACUUGCAAGGAAGGCUAUACGGGAAUUGAUGGCUAGAGGUUCAAUCAGGAUGGUGUCUGCCCAUGCAAGUCAGCAGAUUUACACUAGAGCUACAAACACCUAGAUGUAGUAUUGAUGCACCGCUUAAUUGAUUUUGUUUUCCAGUUUGAGACAUACCCUAUGCUAGAUUGAAUCAUUUCAGACAGUUUCUUUAUUCAUCGUUUAUUUCCUUUUACAUCCUUGAUAGUUAUAUAUUUCACAACGCUUUCAUGUUU
Molecule: messenger RNA, 623 nt
Organism: Vigna angularis (adzuki bean)
Lineage: Eukaryota; Viridiplantae; Streptophyta; Magnoliopsida; Fabales; Fabaceae
Product: 40S ribosomal protein S25
Exons: 4
Coding region: 146-472 (108 amino acids)
Cellular component (GO): cytosolic small ribosomal subunit
Molecular function (GO): structural constituent of ribosome
Source: RefSeq, a predicted model, not a curated record